Messenger RNA from Oncorhynchus nerka (sockeye salmon), 6789 nucleotides. Its product is annotated as peroxisome proliferator-activated receptor gamma coactivator 1-alpha-like. Gene Ontology annotation, cellular component: nucleus. The record is from RefSeq and is a predicted model, not a curated record. Gene Ontology annotation, biological process: positive regulation of transcription by RNA polymerase II. Bases 111 to 3917 code for a protein of 1268 amino acids. Gene Ontology annotation, molecular function: RNA binding; transcription factor binding. The transcript has 13 exons. NCBI's taxonomy places the organism in Eukaryota, Metazoa, Chordata, Actinopteri, Salmoniformes, Salmonidae.
UUUAUUCUCAGUAAGGGGCAGUUGCCUGUACGAGAUCGAGUGGAGCGCGAGUGGAUUUCUUUUUGCCUGAUUUCUUUUUUGUUUCUUUCGGACCGUCAUUCAGUGCCUGGAUGGCGUGGGACAGGUGUAACCAAGACUCGGUCUGGAGAGAAUUAGAGUGUGCUGCUUUGGUUGGCGAAGACCAACCCCUCUGCCCGGACCUCCCCGAACUUGACCUCUCAGAGCUUGAUGUCAGCGACCUGGAUGCAGAUAGCUUCCUGGGCGGGCUCAAGUGGUACAGUGACCAAUCAGAGAUAAUUUCCAGUCAAUAUGGCAACGAGGCUUCUAACUUGUUUGAGAAGAUAGAUGAGGAAAAUGAGGCCAACUUGCUGGCAGUGCUUACAGAAACCCUGGACAGCAUCCCAGUGGACGAGGACGGAUUGCCUUCGUUCGAGGCCCUGGCAGAUGGGGACGUGACCAAUGCCAGUGACCAGAGCUGUCCCUCCACCCCUGACGGCUCGCCGCGCACCCCCGAACCAGAGGAACCCUCCCUGCUGAAGAAGCUCCUUCUGGCGCCCGCGAACUCCCAGCUCAGCUAUAAUCAAUACAUAGGUGACAAGGCACAAAACCAUGCAACCAGCAACCACCGGAUCAGACCACCACCUGCUGUUGUCAAGACGGAGAUCUCCUGGAACAGCAAGCCGAGGGGGGGCUGUCCGCAGCAGAGCCGUCUAGUGAGGCGCCCGUGCACCGAGCUGCUCAAGUACUUGACCGCCACCGACGACAUCCUCCUCCAGACCAAAGCCAGCGAAGCCAAGAGCGCCUGGGGGGGAGGCGGCAAAGACAAGGGCGGCCUGCUGGGCGCCUCGUCCUCCUCCUCCUCACCGUCCUCCACCACUUCCUUCUCCUCCCUCUCCUCCUCCUCCUCCUCGAUCGCCUCCAAGAAGAAGUCGUCCUCGUCGUCUGUCGUGUCACAGCAGCAGCAGCAGCAGCCACAUCACCAGCGAGGUGAGAGCCGGGCUGCUGGCGAGUGUAGUGUGGCUGGUGUGGGGGCUGGGAAGUGGCGUCGCUGCGCUCAUGGGGCUGGUGGCACUGAGGGACAGUCCGAACCCGCGGCGGCACCCGCUCGUGUCCCCCAGGCACGUAGGAACGACAGCGCCCAUGCCUGCCCCAAACUGGAGCGCAGGCCGUCCAGUGAAGAAGGAAGGCCGCCAGGUCUGCAGCCUGCGGUGGACGCGGGGCGCCUGGCAGCCGCUAGGUUCAUUAGGUACAUGCAUUCUUAUUCUCUCCCUCCUAGAGAGACGGGUCAGACAGGCAGCUGUGGGCGUUGCCAUAAGCCGGGCGCUGCCACUCGGGCAAUUGAGUGCUGGGGCAGGCAUGACCGCGGUGGGGCGGCGCCUAGGCACAUCGCAGUGACCGUUAAGAAAAGAGAGGAGGAGCCAGGGCAUCCGUUGCUUAGCCAGCUGCUGACCUCCAAGCAGAGGCCCGCCCGCUAUCAGGCCCACUUGCUCCCGCCCACUACUACCCCUCAGCCUUGCAAGAGCCGUUCUUCAAGAAUGAGCUCUGGAGUCCUGGAGAGGGAUCAGUGUCCCAGCCAGGCUAUUGUGGUGGAGGAGAAGGAGCACAGAGGGACUGUCAAUAUCGAUCCCUGCAGAUGGGGUCUCAGACAGGCCAAGGAGCCUGAUUCGGACCCCCUGUUGGCCGAGAGCUUAGGCCUAGGCAGCUGGGUUAGCCAGCCAGACCAGGGGCUAGAUUUGGGGCUGGGACUGGGCUGGCUAGAGGUUGGCCUGGUGGAGCAGGCUGACUGUUUCGGGGUGGAUGUUCGCGAUGAUGAUGCCAUAGGCAGCCCCAUGGCGCUUUCAUGGGGCCUGCCAAGCCCAUUCUUCCCAGAUUCUAGAAAUCCAGACCCCACUCCCUCCGUCACACAGCAGCACCUACACAUGCAGGCAGUCUGCAGGCACCCCGAGGACCAGAGCCUCCCGUUGUUAGCCAAACCAACCACCCUGCCACUUCCUUUGACCCCAGAGUCUCCAAAUGACCACAAGGGAUCCCCGUUUGAGAACAAAACCAUUGAACGCACAUUGAGUGUGGAGAUCUCUGGAACCCCAGGUUUGACACCACCUACCACGCCCCCCCACAAAGUCAGUCAAGAGAACCCUUUCAAAGCAUCGAUCAAAACCAAGUUGUCUUCAUGCUCCCCAUCUGCCCUGGCGUGCAAGAGGGCUCGGCUGAGCGAGGCGCAACCCUGCAGGCCCCUAGCCCCAACCUCGGUCCCAGGCAGGAAGGGCCCAGAGCAGACUGAGCUGUACGCCCAGCUAAGCAAAGCGUCCACUGCCCUCCCCACCUCUGUGGUUGCUGCGACGACAGGGGGCUGCAAGGAGGAGCGCUGCUGCGGCAACAACAAGCGGAGUGUCCAGCCUCGCUGCUACGGUGACCACGACUAUUGUCAGUCCACGGCGACCAGCACAAAACAGGACCCUGCCGCCGGCGCUAACACUAAUGCGGCUAACGCUACCGUUACCAUGACGACUACUACGACAACCCCUCUGAAGCCCAAUCCGGGUGUGGCGGAGGACAGGCAUGUGGAAUGUAAGGACUCAGCCAUGCCACCCUCCUCCUCCUCUUCAUCCUCUACUUCUCCUCCUUCAUCUUCAUCAUCUUUGGCCAAGCAGCUGCAGCAGCAGCAGAGCUCUUCCCCUGUGGGUAAGGAGGCUCGGGGGCAGGACCGGACCCCCAUCACCCAGGACAAACCACACCCACCACAGACCCCAGAAGGGGACCAGCACUCUGCCAGCAGGAAGCAGCCCCUGCGAGACCAGGAUAUCCGGGCGGAGCUCAACAAGCACUUUGGCCGCCCCCAGCAAGCCAUCUAUAGCCAGGGUGAGAAGGGGGAGGAGGUGGUGGUGGAGGAGGGGAGACGGGGAGGAGGGGAGAUGGCCGGAGCCCUGCAGACCCCCAAAGAGAGCCCUGCUGGGUACGAGAACUACCCCAAGCUCCCUAGUUCUGGGUCUGGUUCUACUGGGUACCUGCACCCGGGCCUCUCUCCCUUCCACGAGGAGCUGGAGGGUCAAGGCGUCGAGGGGCACUUCCUCUACCCCUGGGAGGGCAUCCCUUUGGACCUGCUUUUCGAGUCCUGCUCGCCGUCCUGCUCGCUGUCCAGCUGCUCCCCCUCGCGGGGCUCCGUCUCGCCCCCCUCCUCCCUCCUCCUCUCCCCCAGACACUUCCACUGGCCCCACUCGGGCUCCCCCUCCUCCCGCUCUCACUCCCGGUCCCGGUCCCGCAGUUCCUCCUCCCACCAACGGAGGCGCUCCCUCUCCAGCUCGCCUGACGGACGCCCCUCCUCCAGGUCUCGCCACAACAUGGACUCCAGCACUUUGCGGUCCAGGACCCACAAAGGCCCUCACUCACAGUCCAGAUCCCCCCUCAGUCGCAGGCCACGGUACGACAGCUACGAGGAAUACCAGCACGAGUGUCUGAAGCGCGAGGAGUAUCGCCAGGACUACCAGAAGAGGGAGUUUGAGAGGGCUGAGCAGAGGGAGAGGCAAAGGGAAAAAGCAAUAGAGGAGAGACGGGUGGUGUACGUGGGGAGACUGAGGUCCGACAGCACGCGGACCGAGCUGAAGCGGCGCUUUGAAGUCUUCGGCGAGAUCGAAGAGUGUGCCGUGAACCUGAGAGAUGACGGGGACAAUUUUGGCUUCAUCACCUACCGCUACACCUGUGACGCCGUCGCUGCCCUUGAAAACGGACACACCUUGCGCCGGUCAAACGAGCCCCAGUUCGAGCUGUGCUUCGGUGGACAAAAGCAGUUCUGCAAAUCGAAUUAUACAGACUUGGACUCCCAUUCUGACGACUUUGAUCCAGCCUCCACUAAAAGCAAGUACGACUCCAUGGAUUUCGACAGCUUGCUGAAAGAGGCCCAGUGCAGCCUGAGAAGGUAACAGUUGCCCUGUCACCUGCUGUCUACAAAGAGGGAUGUCUUGAUACCUCACUAAUGUUUCUGUCCGUCGACUACGAGACUUCCAGAAGUUUUACACUCUAUGUAAGAGAGUAUAUAAAGAUGAAUCUCUAUAUAUAGACCUAUAUAUAUAUAUAAAGUAUAUUAACAACAACGUUUACAUGAACAUAGCUUCUGAAGAAGCUGGGAAGAGACAGUACCGGGAGAGCCAGUGAAUCCUCAUAGCCUGUGUACAGAUGUGUGCUGUGCUGUUGUACAACGGUCAGUGAAAGACAAAGACGUUGAGGAGAUUUUUCUCUCCAAGCACUACAAACACCCAACGAAUGCUUUGAGUGGUGAAAAUGUGCAGGUUGUUCAGGCUUUUUCUUUUCUUUUUUUUUGUGCCUGAUUUUCUUUUCUUUUUUAAAAAUCUGGUGUUUGGAUGUGGUGUUACACUAUUAACGAGAGAUAACAAUGCUGUCUACAUUUUCGGACAAAAAUGUAGCCCUGUAUUUACAGAUAUGAUCAAAAUAUGUUGUAUUUUUUUGUGUACAUAUCAGACAAAGUUCUUUAUUUGUUACAGCUAUGCACUGUAAAAUGCAGCCUUUUGAUGAAGAAAUUUUCUUAAUUAAGAAUGUCGAUCUGUAGUUAUUACAAUGAUGUAAAACAUAUUGUACACCUACAUGAAGUUUAGAAGACAUGACAUGAUUGUAAAAAUGUGUUGGAGGCUCAUUUCGAGGGAGCAUGUCAACAAAUCUCCUUUUUUGACAUUUAUUUUGUUGGGAUAAAAAGUUAACCAUUUAUAGUUUUAUGUUUAAAGUUUCUCAGUGUUUUUCCUUAGACAACUAGUCUAAAAUGCAUUUCUAACGUGUUUUUUCAUGAUUGUAAAAAAACAAACCCCAUUAUUUUUAUGAAUUAUUUCUGAAACAAUCAGUAUGUAUCAACUCAUUUUGAUUUCAAUGAUUUCUAUGGUUCUUGUUUUGAUAAAUUUUACCCUCUUUGAGGAAAGACUACUACUAUGUUUAAUCUGUUCAAACAGGAUAAACCAUGCAUAUUUAUCUAUUUAUUUUCAUAUUUGAAUCAAAAAUAUUUAUGGUUCCCAUGUCACAUGGUGUACCUCACACAUUUUAUCUAUUCAUAUUGUUAUUAGAUUUUUGUUAUUUAAUUUACAAUCAGUGGUAAGAUGAACAAUAAAUAACAGUUUUGUGGGAAUAUUUCUUUCUAUGCCUUUCAGAAACAAUCAACAUAUUCUUAAUAAUCUUCUCGAACAGUGGGAUGAGAUAUGCUGCUCAUUGUCCAAGUGAUUUCUGUCUCCACAACAGUGGUUUGCAGCCAUGACAAAAUGUCUACCACGUUAUUUUCCUUUAUACACCGUAGAACAUGAAGCAAUAAAAUGAUUUUGCAGGUAUUUUGUUGUACCACACUGUAAAAAUCUGAUUUGUUUCUCCACACACGCUUGAUUAUGUGAAUGCCAAACAAAAGUUUACAAUUUUCUUUCCAGAAUUUUUUUUAAAUCUUGUAUUUGAUGUUCAAAAUAUAUAUAUACAUGCUGAUAAUAUUUACAUUAUUCACAGUAAUUACAAAAAUAAUGAAUAAUAAUAUAAAUGAAAGAAAAAGUAUUUAAAAAAGCAAUAAAUUAUUUUUCAAAGUUGUACUUUAGCUUAUAUUGUUGUGUGGUUUUAGAUCCGACCCAUUACCCAAUCGCUGGCUACAUACGGGGAUUCCAUUCCAUUCUUAGCACGGUCACAUGACUCUUAUCACCCAACAGAGAACACUUACAGUAUGUUCUAGUCAGUCAACACUCAUGUUUGCACAUUUAGUGUGAGUUUGGGUCUGUGUGUUUCUGUAGACACCUUGUGGCAACUGUACAAAUGUAAACGAAUGCAACGGAAAACACAGUGUUAAAACUGUAGUGUUCAGCAACAAGCAUCCUAGCACCAAAACAUUUGUCUGUGUAGCGCAUGUCCAUUCAAUGACAGCCGAUAAAGCACAAACUACUUAGGCUAUCAGGCUCUCCUGUCUGAAUGGCACUACGUGAAUGACAUCCUAUAAGCCUCGAGAAACUACUCAAUACUGCAUGCUACUGCACCAUUUUCCAUUAGGCGCUGCUGCCACACAGUCCAGAUAUCACAGCACCUUCCACGUGACAUUAAAGGUAACCUUGUGCUUUCUGGUUGAAUUAAUAUCCUGUUUAUAGUCAGAGCCAAGUAACGAGAAAAAACUGGCUCCAUCACGAGACGUAGGACGUUUGUUUUGUAUGAAAGCUUCACUGAUCACAGGCUACCUUUCAUUAAGAUUGACUGUGUAGAUGAAAACAAGCUAAUUCUCCUGAUGCAAAGAGGCAAAAAUCAGUGGGGGAAAUACUUCCCCCUUCACCUGUAUUUCAACAUCUUUUUUUGAUUUUCUGUACAGCGCAUGGGUAAUGGCGUCGCGUCCCAUUUGAUAGAUGUGGCUUUAAUCAUUGUAAUAAAAUAAAAAAUUCGCUUUGUAAAUCGCCUAGAGUAGCAAUAUAUUAUAACACCUUAUGGUUCUCAAAAUGUCACCUGUGGCAGACUCUUUAAUAAUGUGAACUACUGAGGAAUUCGCCACUGCUUAAACGUUUGUUGGGUGAUCAUGUUUCUUUUGGAAGGACAAUAAUGUUUGCGAGUGUGAGCGUGUGUGUGUCUGUUUAUAGGCAGAUAGUGUAUGUGUGUGUGUUGGGGGGGUUGCUUUGGGUUGUUACCUGUUUGUGUCCUAUCCACGUUGCCUUCUGCCGAGUCCUUAUCGAUGCCUUUUGUGGUUCCUAUUGUAUGACUUUCUUGUGAAUUUUAUUUUUAUGUGCAAUUCUCAUCAGCCUCAACAUGUCAAUAAAGGGAAAUGUGUUUGAAAGAAACUCA